AUGUGGUUCUCAAAGUCGCCGUACACCGGACUGAAAUCUUCAGACAGCGAAGACGAGCUUGGAGUCCCCGAGAAACAGGCACAUCGAUGUCUCCCAUUGAGCCUUGCAAGAGUUCCUUUGCUACUAACAAUUGCUGCAUCCGGAUGGUUUCUAUCAGGAAUACUCUUCGUCAUCCUAAUCUUCCAGAAUGGUGACGUGGGAAAACACGACUGCUUUGUCGAGACCUCGGUUUACUCUCCUCUUGUUGAAUACGUCCCACACCGACUUGUAAAGGCCAGAACGAAUGGAACACUAGACUAUCCAUCCAAGUUCCGUGGACGUCCCAGUCAAGAGCUGGAUGACAACUGGGAUAGCGUCAGCAUAUUUCGACCUUUGGAUAUUCCUAUAAGCGACGAGCAAUACUCUAAAUUCGGCGCGUCCAUCGAGACUGCCGUACGAAGCCAAACCAAUCCAGACACUAGCUUCUUUGUUCAGCCUGAAUUCUCUCAUCAGUUGCACUGUGUAAACUUGCUUCGAAAGACAACAUACUUCAACUUCGACUAUUAUCGCGAUACAGGAUUUGACUUCCGAGGUCGCGAUGAGCAGAUGAUUCAAACCCAUGUUGAUCAUUGCAUAGAGAUAAUUCGUCAAUUCGUCAUGUGCCAUGCUGACGUCGGCCUGGUCGCGUCGCACUGGAUUGCCGAGGCAAAUCAUCCCUGGCCGGACUUCAACACGAAUAAGGUCUGCAGAGACUUUGAAGGAAUAUUGGAUUGGACUCUCAGACAUCAAGCUCCGCUGGGAACGGAAAUGAUCCCCAAGAAACCGCACGGAGCCAAGGCAUUGGCCACGCCUCCCUAA
Molecule: messenger RNA, 837 nt
Organism: Colletotrichum graminicola M1.001
Lineage: Eukaryota; Fungi; Ascomycota; Sordariomycetes; Glomerellales; Glomerellaceae
Exons: 5
Coding region: 1-837 (278 amino acids)
Biological process (GO): mycotoxin biosynthetic process
Source: RefSeq, a predicted model, not a curated record